Molecule: messenger RNA, 2558 nt
Organism: Cyprinodon variegatus (sheepshead minnow)
Lineage: Eukaryota; Metazoa; Chordata; Actinopteri; Cyprinodontiformes; Cyprinodontidae
Gene: prrx1b
Product: paired related homeobox 1
Exons: 4
Coding region: 339-1076 (245 amino acids)
Biological process (GO): regulation of DNA-templated transcription
Molecular function (GO): DNA binding; DNA-binding transcription factor activity, RNA polymerase II-specific
Source: RefSeq, a predicted model, not a curated record
CGCGCACACUGAACUUUGCGCAUCUGGUCGUCAUCAUCCGCAGCAGCAGCAGCUCUUCCUGCUCAGAUGUGACUCGAUCAGACUUGGAGCAGAACUUUCUCUUGUUGUCUUCAAACUUUCUCGGUUCCUGGGACCUUCUUCGGGGCUCCUCUCCUCUGACCUGCGCCGCCGGAUGGAUUGGUCGCUCUGGGUUUGAUCGGAUCUCGGUUCGGGCUCUGCGCGGCUCCCCUGGAUGUGAACAGCUCAGCAGAGACCAGUGCGGUACUUUGCGGGGACGCUGCUCGCUGUGAUCCUCCUCAGCGCUGCGUGUUUUUUCCGCUUCUCCUCCUUUUUGCGUCAUGACUUCCAGCUAUGCGCAUGUAAUGGACAGACAGGCAGCCAUCUCCAACCGGCUGGAGAGCCCCAUCACGGCCAACCUGGACACCCUGCAGGCCAAGAAGAACUUCUCUGUCAGCCACCUGCUGGACCUGGAGGAGGCCGGGGAGAUGGUCGGCACCCAGGCCGAUGAGGGCGUCGGUGAGGCCGGGAGGAGCAUGCUGGAGUCCCCGGGGCUCACCAGCGGGAGCGACACGACCCAGCAGGAGAACGAGCAGAUGAACACAGAGGAGAAGAAGAAGAGGAAGCAGCGGAGGAACAGGACCACCUUCAACAGCAGCCAGCUCCAGGCUCUAGAGAGAGUGUUUGAGAGGACGCACUACCCUGACGCCUUCGUCAGAGAGGACCUGGCCCGCCGGGUCAACCUCACCGAGGCCCGGGUCCAGGUUUGGUUUCAGAACAGAAGAGCCAAGUUUCGCAGGAAUGAGCGAGCCAUGCUGGCCAGCAAAAACGCCUCGCUGCUCAAGUCUUAUUCAGGGGAAGUAACGGCGGUGGAGCAGCCGAUCGUACCACGCCCUGCACCACGCCCAAAUGACUAUCUCUCCUGGGGAAGUGCUGCCCCCUACAGCGCCAUGGCGACCUACCCCCCCACCUGCUCCAACACCAACACGUCGCAGGGGAUGAACAUGGCCAACAGCAUCGCCAACCUGCGGCUCAAAGCCAAAGAGUACAGCCUGAACCAGGUGCCCACGGUCAACUGAGAGGAGGCGGGGAGCCUUUCAGCGGAAGGACCGUCGAUUGGCCACGCCCCCCCUGGAAGAGGGCGGGAUCUCUAACCUGAGGUGGCGUUGUUUCCUCCUCCUGUUCCUUUUUCAAAGACAUCCGGACCGGAAGCCGUUUCCAAAUAUCUGCUUUUUUGACUGAUUGUCCAAUCAGAGGCGGCGACUCUUCCCAGGACUGAGUGGAACCCCCUCCCCCAACCCCCCAUUAUCCUUUCUUAUUCCCCUUUUCAAAAACAUUGUGGAUGAAACCAACAGCCUCCUAAAGAACAGACUUUUCUGACAUUUACUCAGUAUCCUUAAUGUUUUUUUUUUCCACAUUUCCUUCCAUGUUAUACCACUGAGAAGCCGAUCCAGUGCAUUCUGACCUUCCUGUUAUAUAGUCCAGUAUAACGUUAAUGUAUUUCUGAAUCCAAACCAGUAGAUAAUGUCUUAUGAUAUACUUUAUUUGUAACAGAACCUUGUAUAUGAAUAAAAAAAGUGUUUGAAGCAACCAAAAAAAAGAGAGAGAAAUAGUUCCAGCUGGAGGAUUUGUCACAUUUGUGCAGCAGAAACAGGAUUUUCUUAGUGGUGCCCUCCGAACCUAAAUCACACUUCAGACCCUGUGAGAAAUAAAGUGUGUUUAUAGCUGGGACCAUUUGGAAAGCAAACCUGAUCGUGCAGCUCAUGCACGGCCCAUAAAGGAGAGAUUUAUGAGCAGAGAGCCCAGAAAAACUCCAGCUGCUCAUGCUUUCUCUCUCCCACUGUUUUCUUUCCCAAAUUAGAAAAGUCUGAAGUUUCCAUCUUUAAAAACAGAAUAUUUACUAGCAGGGAAGUCCUCUCCUUAGGACGAAGGGCCCUGGGGCCUCGUUCAGCUCCGCGGCUCGCCGUUUCUUCUUCACGACCCCUCGUAACCUUCAGCACAGACGAACAGAUGUCAGCGCUCGUCCUCCAGCUCCAGCAGCAGGAAGUUGGUCUGAAGGUGACCGUGGACUCAGCCAGCGCCAUUUGGGUCUUUUCUGGGAUCAGAAGAACUUCCAAUAAGGAGUCCUAAUUGUUUUCAAUUUUUAAAAAAACUUUUAAUGCCUUUUGGAGAAAAAAGCUUCAAUGUGUGAAACAUUGAGGAAGACUCCAGUCUGCUGAGCUUUUUUCAGGGAAAUCUUCCUCAGUUAAAGCUUUAAUCCAGAUUAAAAAAACAUUCAACAGCAGUUUGUGAUAAAAUGUUUAAAAGAUUAAAGUGAAAAACUGAAACAGAAAAUUAGAUUUAAAACAGAUGCAUGUGUUAUUUUUGUUAUUGCCAUUUUAGUUUUUAUUCAAACAGGAGCUCUUGACUUAUAUCUACAUUAAUUAGAACCUUCAGGAUGUUCUUUUGACCCGGCUGAAGGUUUAUGGUUCCUCUCUGUGUAUAAAUUAGACAAAGCAACAUAUUCUGGACAUUUUUCACUUGAGCAGCUUAAAGGUUUUGACCUUAAUCUGUAAUUUAAU